UGGUCAGUGUGGCCAGUCUUUUUUUGAAACACCCAACAGCCUACUAUACGUUCUAUUUACAAUUUUCGUUUAGGCAUUUUCACGAACACCUUGUGCUCAGCACGUUCACACCUUAAUCAAUGGCCACCACCCGCCGAGUUUUCAAACUCGCUCAAACGAAUAACACGUUGAGCAAAGCCACUGAGCAUCUCGACCCACAUUUUAGCUUCUACGUCAGUACGUGGUCUAAGAAUCAGCACCGAUUUAUGACGAGCAGUAAGCGAGUACAAGAUAGAAGCAAGAACAAGCGAAUACACGACCUGGAAAUCGCGAAGGAGAAGUGGAAGGUCGCGAACAGGGUCAUCUUCUUGAUGGAGACUCUGAAGAACGAGCCUGAGAUGGUCAUGCCAGUUCGUGAACUGGAACAGAACCGCAAGCAAAUGAGUCUCCCGAAACCCCACAGUAUCUCCGACUUGCUUCGCAAAUGUCCGAAACUUUUCGAACUCUACAAGGACAAAAACGGCGUGUUGUGGUGUGGAAUGACAAAGAAAGCCGAGGACUUGGUCGAAGAGGAGCAGAGAAUUAUCGAGGAAAACGAAGACAAGGUUGCAGAGUAUGUUACAAGGUUCCUAAUGAUGUCUGUGGAUAAACGACUUCGUUUAGAUAAGAUUGCGCAUUUUCGACGAGACUUUGGAUUGCCUAUUGAUUUUAGGACCAAUUGGGUGCACAAAUAUCCUCAGUACUUUAAGGUUGUGAAGCGUGAUGAGGAUGAUGAGAUUGGGUUUUUGGAACUUGUUUCUUGGAACCCAGCUUGGGCUAUUACUGAGUUGGAAAAGAGAGCAAUGGGAAUGGGAGUGAAUGAGGUUCAUGAAGAUCAUAGUAUUAGUCAUAACCCGGGAUUGCUUUCGCUUCCUUUUCCUUUGAAAUUCCCUUCUACUUACAAGAAAGUUUAUAGAUAUGGAGGAAAGAUUGAGCAUUUUCAGAAGAGGUCAUAUUUGUCUCCUUAUGCGGAUGCCCGGGGACUCAAGGCUGGUUCACUAGAGUUUGAUAAGAGGGCGGUUGCAGUUAUGCACGAGUUGCUAAGCUUCACCAUUGAGAAGAGAUUGGUUACUGAUCACCUUACACAUUUUCGGUGGGAGCUCGUGAUGCCCCAGAAGUUAAUGAGACUUCUUUUGAAGCAUUUUGGGAUUUUCUAUGUCUCGGAGAGGGGGAAGAGGUUUAGUGUGUUCUUGACUGAAGCUUAUGAAGGUUCGGAACUGAUUGAGAAAGGGCCCUUGGUGCUUUGGAAGGAGAAAGUCCUGAGUCUUGCUGGUUACAGAGGAAAGAAGAAGAAGAUUGAAACUUAUAGUGAUGUGUCAGAUAUAGAAGAUGAUGGUUUGUCUGAGGACGAACACAUUAGAGUGCAACUUGGGCAAGAGGAUACCAUGGGUAGUUUGGAGGAUACUUUACUUAGAGACAAUGAGGAGAUGGAGAUUGGAGAGGUUUGCAAUGCUUACGAGGAUGCUGAAGCAUCUUGAGUUUGUGAUUUGACUCGCAAGGAAGUUUUGGUUCUGAACUUCAAAUCUAAGACAGCAGCUUCAAGAUCUAGUUUGUCACUUAGAUAAGAAGAUUUAAUUCUUCCAUUGGCGGAGGCCUUGUUGCAGGUCAACCAAUUCAGAUGACAUGAUAAAAUCAAUGGCCAGAAUUAGCUGUAGCAGUUUGCCAGAUCACCAGACUUCAAAGAAUUCGUUGCUCCACAUUUUUCAUUUUGAAAAUCAAAAACAGAAUUUCCCCAAGCAGACAGCAACAAUAAAAACCUUUGACACUCUACAGUGUUGUGAAUGAAGUUGCUGAUAAUUUCUUUGUAGCUUCCAAUAUUCCAGAUGGGUGUACUCCUAUCCACAUAAAUCUUGUGGCAAGGCAUGGAACUUGUUCUCAUACUAAGAGACGGAUAAAAGAGUUGGACAACUUGGCAGCUCAGCUGGAAGCACUUCUAAGAGAUGCAGAAGAACAGAAAUUGUCUUUGGAAAGGUUCCUUCCUGGUUAAAAGGAUGGAUAUCUCCUUGGAAAGGAAAGUUGAAGGGAGCGAGGGAGAGGACAAACUGUAUGAUCUUCGAAUCAGCAUUAGUGAAAAAUUCCUGGAUCUAUUUAAUGAGGAAUACCACCCCAAUGUUUAUGCAAUAAGGGCAACUCAGGAUUUCAGGAAAAAGCUGGAGUCUGCUGUUGGUAAGCUCAAGGAGCCUAUCUUUGCUGGACAGUUUACGGGCUUCUCUGAAGCAUCUUUGUUGGACAUAACUGAUGAAGCUUGUAGUCUUUUCACCCCUUCUGAGGUACAUGAGAUUGAUAUUUGAAUAAUCUGAUGCAAUUAAAUAUUUCUUGUUUUGCGUGAUUGUUGUCCUGAUAUGCCAUGUGCAACUUCUAGUCUACACCUCAAUGAGAAAAUAAAUUUAGAUCUGCAAUUUUACCAACUAUUAUUAAGAUGAGUUAAUACUUAAUAGUAAUUCAAAUUGCAUCUAUAAUGAAUCUUUUUUCUUUUAGGAUGUUGAUGUCUUUGUUAUUUGGUUGGAAAAGUAAGAGUGUACACAGUUUUUUUUUUUGGUUGAUGGUGAUUUCCACCAACCUUCUCAAAUACCACACACACACACCCUCAAAUCUACCUCUGACACUUCCGUAACCAAGUCACCCUAAAAUCUACUUGAAGAUCUUCACCAACAGGACCCCCUUGUACCAUCUGGUUCCCAACGAGACUCAGUUCCACCUCAACCAGAUUUAAUCCCUGUUAUCUCAGCCCUAUGAAACCCUCCAAGCCCACCCAUCCCACAUCUGCAUGUCAAUCCACUUGAAUUGGGCCUAACUCAUUCUCUCCCUUUUAUUAGCCCAUUUAACCCAGAGCCUUCUGCCAGACAACCUACAUCAGCCCAAACAAAUGUUUUAAUUGGGUCACUGUUAUCAACAUGCCUAAAAAGCCCACCCACAGCCCUAUCCCCAUCAGCGCAUUCAUACCUGACCUUGGCUCCCUCCAAAUUCAAAUACCCAUGGAAGAAAACUCAACCUUGAAAUGCAAAUGGGAUCCAAUCUCAGAGGAAAACUACCACAAGAAAUUCAAGCUCAAGCUCCUUCCAACCAAUCCCCCUCCCUCCAACCCAGAGCUACCACAAAACUACCCAAUCCUAUUUCACCCAGGAACCUCUCCCACCCCAAAGAUUCCCAAAUUAAAGUUAAAGAAACUUGCAAGAGUUAAAUCUCUGACCCAAACAAAUGCUCCCACAAGAAACUCUUUUGGGCAGAGGAGCCGCGCCUUUCCAAGCCCCCUCCUCUUUCAUGAGGAUCCUUGCUUGGAAUUGCCAUGGGUUUGCCCUUGCCACAGCAAUUCGCUCUUUGAAGAAGCAUCCCCUAAAUGUGUCUUCCUAAUAUAAUAUUAAUAAAGUUAGCCCAAUUUUUGUCAAAAUUUGGCUUUGUUAACAUCAUUUACCAGAGUUCUGUUAGAAAGGCAGGUGGAUUCUGCUUUGCUGUAAAAAUAGUGCAGAAGUAGAAUUAGUAUCACAAAACACCAACAUCAAUGCUCUCAUCUUCUCAGAGCCCCCAAAUAACCCCUGGAUACUUUCACUUGUUAGCCCUCAAAGCCACUUUCUGAGACAAUCUUGAGCAAGCUGUCAACCUUUUGCUGGAGGUCUGAAUGGCUUUAUCAUCAACAACAGAUUGAUCAACCUAGGCUUUCAGAGCAACAAAUUCACUUGGACUAAUAAAUGUCCAUUAGGAGCCACCAUCAAAGAACGUUUAGACAUAGCAAUUGCCAAUGAGAGUUGGCGUUGUCUUUUUCCCAAUGCCAACCUUAAACACUACCCCAUCACUGGCUCAGAUCAUGCUCCUAUAAUCCUAUGCACAAUGGGCGAAACCCAUAUCUAUCCAAAACCCUUCAGAUUUGAGUCCAUGUGGACAAGGGACCCGUCAAGCUUUGCCGUCAUCAAAGGGGCUUUGAUCAAACGUUUCCAUGGAUCCCUCCCUUACUGCUUGUCCCAGAAAAUAAGAGAAGCUGAGUUCUUACUCAAAAAUGAAACAAAGAUGUCUUUGGGAACAUCUGUUACAAGAUCAAAUCCAUCACCGAUUAAAUAAACAAAAUCCAAGCAAGCCAACUCUGCCUUGAACAACAACACCGGAGGGAAAUUACUGCAAGAACUCAACAAAUGCAUGAUUAAAGAAGAUAUGCACUGGAGAAAAAAAAAUUGUGAAUUCAAUGGCUCACCUCCUCCAACCUAAACACCAGGUACUUCCGCCUAUUUAAAAUCCUAAGAAGCAAUGCUAUUGAUUUCCCUCCCUAGGUCCUUUCUUGGGAUGAUGAUGCUGAUGGGCCGGUUCCCCCAUUGCCCCUACCCUCUUUGGGCCCUCCUUAAUAAAAUUUCUCUCUAUUAUCUACCCAAAAAAAAAAAAAAAAAAAACCACUAGAUAAUUCUGUUGAUUUUGGAAGUUUAUUUCAGG
Quercus robur (English oak) is the source of this 4434-nucleotide messenger RNA. Its product is annotated as protein WHAT'S THIS FACTOR 1 homolog, chloroplastic. The record is from RefSeq and is a predicted model, not a curated record. The transcript has 6 exons. Bases 120 to 1496 code for a protein of 458 amino acids. Gene Ontology annotation, molecular function: RNA binding. NCBI's taxonomy places the organism in Eukaryota, Viridiplantae, Streptophyta, Magnoliopsida, Fagales, Fagaceae.